Ixodes scapularis (black-legged tick) is the source of this 558-nucleotide messenger RNA. RefSeq lists its product as uncharacterized. Bases 1 to 558 code for a protein of 185 amino acids. The record is from RefSeq and is a predicted model, not a curated record. The transcript is spliced from 5 exons. Gene Ontology annotation, biological process: symbiont-mediated perturbation of host defenses. Gene Ontology annotation, molecular function: amine binding. Lineage: Eukaryota; Metazoa; Arthropoda; Arachnida; Ixodida; Ixodidae.
AUGGCAGGAAUGUUAUUCGUUCUUUUUGCUGUCGCUGCACUUUUGACCUCACGGUGCUCCUGUGCUGGCCCGUCCUACCCUGAACUGAAUCCAGCACUAGGAAAGUACCAGAAUCCAUCUCAGUGCAUGCCGAUCCAAGAGAAGUGGUAUGCAGUGUACAGAAACUACGAGAAUGACCCAGCGUUUGGAGGGACGGCUAAAUGUGCCAAAUUUACCAGUCUGGGUCCCGAAGAGAAUGGGGUAUAUACCAUGUUAGUCCAGUUUACAGACACUUCAAUCACGGUAGUGACAAAUCUAACCUCCUAUGAAGGGUAUGAUGUGGACAAUCUUCAAUACUUUCAUGCCCUCGGUCAAGACGAUUCCGUCCUUUUGUAUAUUGCGUAUCUGGAUUGCCAGGAAUGCGUGGUGUUCAGAAACAGCUACAUCACUGACGACGCGUGCACUCUCCUCGUUCCUGAGAGCGCACUGGAAAAGCACACCUGCUGCGAUUUCAUCUUCGAUCUGCUCUGCGGGACAACGCCAAAGUACUACAUAUAUGACGAGAGCUGUGCAAACUGA